AUGAAAGCCACAAGAUCACCUUUUAUUAAGCUCGACUCGAAUGACUCCGUGUUAGAUGGAGGAAGAGCAGCUUGUGGUGGGAUCCUAAAGGACUCUGAUGAAAAAUUUCUGGCUUGCUUUAGUGCUAAUUUGGAUUGUGGAGCACCGAUGAUAACGGGGCUUUGGAGAAUUUUGCUAGGCUUGGAUCUAACUCUGAAUAUUGGUUGUUCUCAUAUGAUUAUUGAACCUAAUUCUGUUGUUGCAGUGCAGCUUUGUCUCCAGGAGGGAAUCAACUUACAUGCUACUCGAUCUUUAGUCUUAUCUAUCAGAAACAGAUGCAGCAGAUUUACUAGCUGGAGUAUUCCUCAUCUGUUUCGAGAAGCAAAUAUUUGUGUUGAUAGGUAUUACUCUCUCUAG
Molecule: messenger RNA, 396 nt
Organism: Arachis stenosperma
Lineage: Eukaryota; Viridiplantae; Streptophyta; Magnoliopsida; Fabales; Fabaceae
Exons: 2
Coding region: 1-396 (131 amino acids)
Molecular function (GO): nucleic acid binding; RNA-DNA hybrid ribonuclease activity
Source: RefSeq, a predicted model, not a curated record